UUGGUCUAUUUUUAGGUUAUUCAUGUUACAAACCAGUUUAAUACGUAUGUGUGCUGUACGUAUUAGUACCAGUCUGCUGUGCCGGAUAGUGGUGUCUGGCUUUAUUGUUAGUUAUUCGUGGAAAUUGAAGUUUGACUUGGCACCUUUUACGUAUAACUAUAUGACAGUGGCAUAUGUGUAUUGUUGCACAGUACAACAGUACCCACACCCGUCCCGAUUAAACUCAACAGAGCGUAUUUCACGGAACGGACGGUACAACCCGCCUUGAUUCAACUCCGCCAGGCUUAGAAGGUCGUGUUGUGGAUUGGAAAAAUGGCGGCGCGAAACACAUACUCCGACGUUUCGUCAUUCAAGUGCAUGCUGUGUCUUCGGGACUGCAUGGAUCCUAGAGAAUUACCAUGCUACCAUGCCUUUUGUUUCCUCUGUAUCGACAAAUACAUCCGAAAUGAGCGCGUGAUCAGCCAGGAAAAGACGUAUUUCCCCUGUCCUGCCUGUGACCAUCCUGUUUUACCCAAGGAGCCCACGGCUCCUGCAAGUAAAUGGGCAACCUCUCUGCCUGUAAACCUCCCAUUCCACAACCCAGGUUUACAUGGCAGUAGGUCAGAGGUGGCAAAGGCUUGUGACGCCUGUUUGAGGGACGACCAGAAGGUCACGGCGCAUGUCUGGUGCAGAGAAUGUAUGGAAGCGAUAUGCAAGACGUGCGGUGAUGCUCACGGGAAAAAUAAAAUGUCUUCCAAGCACACCACUAUCCCAUGGGAGGACUACGCGCGUACCAGCUAUAGCCCAGUGGUUAGUGUCAAUGAAACCUGUCCUGAGCAUGACGGGAAGCGGCUGGAACUGUUUUGUCUGGACCAUAACUCGCUCUGCUGUUCCAUGUGUAUCACUCUCUCCCACAGAUCCUGUCAACGCUACAAAAGUAUUGACAACAUAGUUUCAAAGACGAAGCUUUAUUCCCAGCAGUCAGAAUGGAGUAGAAUGAAAGAGGAGACAGGAAAACUAGUGAAUGAAAGUGAAAAUAACAGGGAAAAGCUUGAACUGAGAAAAAAGGCACUUUUGGAAACCAUGUCUGCAAACGUUCAAAGAUCAAAAAAUACUCUUGAUGACUUAUUCACUAGAUUUCAGGAAAAUGUUGAUCACGUGGUCAGAUCGCAAAGUGAAGUCCUAUGGAAUCGCGAAAAAUUUGUGAAAGGGUUUUUCACAAAUGUGGAAAACUGCAAUACGUAUAUGGCUCUACUGGACACACAAGGAUCGAGUGUUCAGAGGUUUAUAGGUAGGGAACAAACGAUUUCCCAGAUAUCUAGCCACUUCCGGCGACUACAUCACAAGGUCAAGGACAUACACAACGAUGUUGAUCUCAUACUUAAUGUGAACGAAGGAUUAGACAAAAUCCUUCAUGCUCUGACCAGUUUAGGACGAGUUGAUGUGUCGACGUCGAAAUCCUCUUCGUCACAAGAUGUGCUCACACACGUCACUACACUGAUUGAUACUCUCAAUGUGAUGCCUACAUCACCAUCUUUAGCCGAUACGUGGGCAGGCUCAGACAUGCUCAGUGACGUCCAGCAAGUUCCGGUGGUUUCACCACCAACAUCGCCAGCAUCACCCGCAUCACCGACUAAAACCUUGGACGUGCUGACAGCGAAUCUGUCUAUGGUCAAGUCCGUUGCUUGUCUUGGUCUCGGAGGAGCUUACAAGAUCCAUUUGACUGGUGGCGUCUACAUUGACGGAGAAGGUGUUAUAUUAACCGAUUGUAAAAACAACCGUCUUGUGUUGUUUAACGAGACGUAUGAUUACAUGGGCGAUCACGUGUUAGAGGGCCAGCCUAUUGACGUCACCCGAGGAUGCAAGGCCAGGGAGGUACUGGUGGCUAUGCACCUGAACAAGACGAUCCUGCGAUGUAACAUACAAGGUGGUGUCCUUACCACGGUUGACAAAAUUAGUGUACCGGAAUUUACGUAUGGCAUAGCUGUCUUCGGUACCAGUAUACUAACAGGCACUUUUAAUGACGUGAAACUUCUUUCUAUUGAGGGCAGGGAACUCAAGUCGAUCCCGAAAACUGGGGACUGUGCUUACGUAGCGGCUUCAAACUCACAGCGGACGUUUUGUCACCGGGACGGUAACGCCAUUGUUUGUCGGGCGCAGGAUGGAACCGAGGCCUUCCGUUACGCAUGUCGGGGCCUGCGGGAACCACGUGGAAUCGGUCUAGAUAAAGAUGGCAACAUAUACGUGUGUGUGUACGAGACCGGGAACAUCCACCAGAUUUCGUGGGAGGGGUCAAGAACCAGAGUAAUUAUGCAGAGACUAAACGGCAUCGCCAAGCCCUGCGCCAUAGUGGUGCACCCGCACAGACACGAGCUGCUGGUCACAUCACAAAAAGAGGAUGUAGCAUUUGAAGUGUACAAGUUCGAUAGUAGUUAGGACCAUUGCGACGAACAAUAUAUUCUACUUCAGCAUCUGAACGGCAUGUGAUAACACCAUUAGUAUAUGGGGGUACAUUUAAUAACGAAUUUCAAUCAAACAUAUGUCACCUUGACAGUGUGACAUUCGAAAUGUCGCAAUAUUAGUUUAUUUUGUGUCCCUAUUUGAUUUUCUUUGAGAUAAGAGCUCUGGUUUAGUGAAACUUUAAGUGUCUAUACUUGCGUCAGCUGCACAUGUGCUGUUAAUACUCAACUGUAAGGGUUAAUUCUGAACCAACGCUUGUUGCUCAAUAAGUAGAUUAGAAAAUAAUAAUAAGAAAUGGAUAGAUGUCAGCUGAUUGGAUCGUUACACACGUUUUUGCCAUUUUAAAGUAGACUCGUGGUAUCGAAAAGGAAAUGGAACUUUGUUGAUGAUUUUACUCGGUGACAUGUGAUGAUUCGAAACGUAGUCAUCCCAAAGAAGUUGCAGUUCGAUUUCACUACUACGACAUGUAGGCCUGGCCAGUGAGACAAUUGUCCAUACAAAUCCUAUCAGGAAUCAGUACAUGUCUUUGAUGUGGUCGCCCUUGACGUAAUCUAUUUAAACUGUUUGUGGCUAUAUGUGUUUUUUGAACAUUGUCCCAUUAUUGAACUAUUUUCUCUUUUGAAGCGGACAAACGAUAUUCCAUGAUCAAAGGAAUAAAAAUGAAUGUUUACACAUUAUAAAUGAGGGAAGACUCGUGAUAUAGAAUGAGUUGCAGUAUUUUUUAUUAUCCUGGAACGAUUCAAUGUAAACAAGGUGCACCACAUCUUGUUCAGGACAUCUUGAUUGAUUAGAUAUCGUCAAAAUAUUAACUCAGUGUGUUUUCUCUCUCCUCAAAAUUCUUUCUUGGUAUGUUCAUUGAUUAAACAUCGU
Messenger RNA from Mizuhopecten yessoensis (Yesso scallop), 3309 nucleotides. RefSeq lists its product as uncharacterized. Gene Ontology annotation, molecular function: zinc ion binding. Lineage: Eukaryota; Metazoa; Mollusca; Bivalvia; Pectinida; Pectinidae. Bases 313 to 2415 code for a protein of 700 amino acids. The transcript has 2 exons. The record is from RefSeq and is a predicted model, not a curated record.